AUGUAUUUGAAACAGUAGGGACGGAUCUCAUCAGCAACGAAAACAAAACAAAAUAGCUUUGUCACUUAUUUGUAAUUUGUAAUUAAAUGAAGUUUUUUAUUCUUCAAUUUUUCUCAAUUACACACACUCGCGCAAUUGAGAUUGAAAUUAUGAAUUCUGGAAUCUCUGUCGGUUUCUAACUUGUUCUUAUUUUCUAACCAAUGCCAAAACCUCUUUAAAACAAAUUCCGCAAGCCGCAGAAAUCGGCUGCCGUUGAUACUUGAUACACUAAUUCCAAAGCCAUGAGGAACUCCUCUGUGGUUGGAACAAUGGAUCUUGUUUCGAGUUUAAUGGAGGGACUGUAUCCAUCUCUGGAGCUCUGUCAUGUGACCAUUCAGGAUUGGAUUGUGUUUCAACGCUCACGAUUCGAUCAUAUUGACUCGAACGGUGAGCCGUACAUCUGUCAAGUCUUCCUCAUCCAAAUCCACACAGGUCAAUAUGUUCACAGAGUCCAAGGUCAAAGAGUUGACUAUGGCCUUACCACCGACCCGAAGGCCUUAGAAACCAAGCUGAACCAUGCUUUUCGGUCCACCAAGCCAUGUCCGGGAAUUCCUUUCAAAAUGGAGUCUAAUAAUCCCUUGACCCAAAUCCUAAAUCUUCCUUAUCCCAGACGCGUUUCCAAAACUUGCCUCCAAUACGUUGACAAGAACAUGACACAACCCGAAGGUUUUGAAUUGGCUUGUACUUCUUGUCAGAGAGUGUGCCAAGAUUUGGAAGGUUGUGAAGAUCAGGCAAUCAAAGUGGAAGAUUUGAAUUUGGAGGGAGUUGGUAAUGACAGCGAUGGUGGAAGCAGUAUGGGGUUGUCGUUUUCAUAUCAAUCGGACAAUGAAUUUCCACCUCAAAAGUUGAUUGGGAAAGUAAAACCAAGUACGGAAGAGUCGGGUAUUUCCCACGAGGGUUUGAAUAAUGAAGAACACCAAAAGAAACUACGCCAAAACCGAGCUCGAAUGCAAAGAAAGCGGCGCCUGGAACGCUUGGAAGGUAUCAGUUGUCGAGUGUGUCAGAAAAAGUGUAAAGGUUUUUCCAAAUUAUUGAUCCACACAUCCAAGAAUCAUCCCGCGGAGACAUGUCUAAAAGCCUUAGCCCAAGAUAAAGAGGAAAUCGAUUGCAUGAAAGAGCCAAAGAUGUGUCGGACGUGCCAUCGGUUUUGUAACGGCUGCAUUCUGCUCAACCAACACAAGGAGGUCUACCAUGAACUGGGGGAUUUCAAAUGCGUGGAUUGUCAGGAGCCCAGCCUCACUUUUUACGACUUGAUAUUGCACAGCUAUGAAAAACAUGACAAAGCCAUCGAGCACAAGACACUCCACACCCAAGGCCUUGCUACCAUUACCCAUGAGGAUGGAAAGAUUGAGUACAGACGGGAGCGAUUUGCUUGUCAUUUAUGUGAUGUCAGUUUUUCCACAGAUACGGGGUUGACAUUCCAUUUGCGAUCCAAUCAUUUCUGGGAUCUCUUUGAGUGCAAAGCCUGUGAUUUGAAAUGCCAUUAUGCUCCGGAUAUCAGUGCUCACGUGCUUAAUUUUCACGCCGAAAAUCCAGAGAUAGAGUGUGUUUACUGUGGGGAAAAAAUCGCUCACGACAUGCUGAAGGAGCACCUGGACAAGUGCAAGAAAGAGUACAACUUCAAGAAAAAACAUGCCUUGGAAUAUCAAUGCAAUUAUUGCGGCAAGAAGUAUAUGUCAGGUGGAAUAUUCAAAGCGCAUAUGUUGCAACAUGAAGGUAUUGAGCGCUAUAAAUGCAGUUUUUGUGAUUUCGGGAGCAACAUCAAAAGAACCGUUUUGGAUCACGAAAUGUCGCACCUCCGGCAAAAAGGCCUGACCAACGAGGACACGGAUGUUGUUCUAUUCCAUCAGUGUGAUCAAUGUGGGAAGCAGUUCUCUCAGAAAAAGACUCUACGGCGUCAUUUCCAACGGGUUCAUGAGGGCGUUAAACCUAAAUAUAAAUGCUCGGAUUCGGAUUGCAAGUUCUUUGCCUAUUCAAGCUCCAUGCUUUACAAACACAAGCGAGAGACUCAUGGAUUCGUCACGUCGCCCAAGAAACGUACCCGAUUUGUUUUCACCAAGGUGCAGAAAUGACUCUGUUUGUGAUAUUCGAAUCCUUAAAAGAUAAAUCAAGAAUCAAUGCUGCAUACAAUAA
Messenger RNA from Tigriopus californicus, 2172 nucleotides. RefSeq names its product zinc finger protein 91-like. The coding region runs from base 282 to 2111 and encodes 609 amino acids. The record is from RefSeq and is a predicted model, not a curated record. Gene Ontology annotation, cellular component: nucleus. Gene Ontology annotation, biological process: regulation of transcription by RNA polymerase II. The transcript has a single exon. Gene Ontology annotation, molecular function: RNA polymerase II transcription regulatory region sequence-specific DNA binding; DNA-binding transcription factor activity, RNA polymerase II-specific. Lineage: Eukaryota; Metazoa; Arthropoda; Copepoda; Harpacticoida; Harpacticidae.